AUGCUGCUGUUGGAGUAUCAUCCGCGGGGGCUGUUGGUCACAGGUGACACUUUCGAGGCAAAGGAGCACUUGAAGGCCUUGGAGGGCAAAUGGGAUGCCACGCUAAAAGCCUGGCGCUGGGACUUUGAUGAAAAGAGGUCCGUGCUCGCUGGCCUCAAGAAACUGCGUCUCGAGGUCCAAGAUCGAGCCAAGGCUCAUUUGGUAAUUCAACGGGGCAGCACUGGACUGCUGGUCACAGGGGAGACUUUCUACGUGAAGACGGGACUGCGAGAAGCUGGUGCUACGUGGGAGCCAAAACUGAAGGGAUGGGUCUUCGAUCAGCAUGAUGACUUGGCUUUGCAGAAGGCUCUGAAGAAAACCCUGGAGGCAGAGGUCACCGUGACCCCGACACCGACACCACGCGCAGAGCUCAUGGUGCUGCCGCAGGCGGACCUGGUCCCCACCCCUGCUGGUCGGCGCUUGGUCGGCAAGCAAACUGUGAAGGGUGCCAUUUGCAAGACUUCAAUGACGAGUCGCAAGAAGAACGUGUCCAAAGCCGACGGUUCCGGAGAAGUGAGUGAGACUCACACCAAGCGCCGCGAGGUGAAAUGCGCAAAGACCAAAAAAGCCUUGGAGACGAAUACCGUGACGAGAUCUCCCUUAUCACGGAGCUCAUGGAAGACGCUACAUUCGGUUGACCCCUGGCAGACUCGACGGCAAGAGACCAAGAACCAGGUGAUCGAAACCAGGUCGCUGCUCCCCGACAUGGACCUGCUGUCGCUACAGCUGAAGUCGAAGCCCAAAGUGACUCCGACACUGGCUCUGAAUCACAAGGCGCGUCGGCAACGAGCCAAAGCCAGGUCUCAAAUUCCAGCGAAGCCUUGUCCGCCAGCAAAAGUGCAGGCACGAACCUCGGUCAAGUCCAUUGAAAUAGGAGUCAGUGAGUUCUGCAUCAGACAGGCGGAGCUGGAUGGUAUCCUUCGCUUCAGCAGUUUGGGUUCGACACUUCAGCAGUUUCUGUUCGCACUGGGCCUUUGGGCAUCACAUGGUGCUUCCCAUGCCGUGGUCACUGCAACGGGUGCGAUGCCAUGGCCAUCGGUUCAUAUCGGUUCCUUAAGCCAGUUGCUAUUGAAGCGUGAGAGGAAGAACUCCAAUGCGUCUGCUUUGGAGGACUUGGGCAUUUGGACAUUCAAAACCCCGGAGCAUCUAGCCUUGCUGCAUCUCCGCUCUUGUCGGGUGAAGCUGAUCCAACGUUUCGGAGGCGUUGACAAAGCCUACAUCAGGUGUGUGCCGGCCCUGACGGGCAUGACACGCGAUGUCUUCCGACAGCUGGCGAACAUGAUGGGCUUCACUGAUGAAGACUCCUUCGAGAUGUAUGAUCUGAUGAAAAGCCAUCGACCUCCCAAAAAGAGGAGGGCCAGCGUGUCGGGAAGCAGUGCUCGCAGCAGCAAGGCAGCCGAGCAGGAGGAGCCCAUGGACCGAAACGAGUUUGGUGAGGCGAUGCGAAAGGCAAUGCCCGUGAAGGGCUUGAUCCAGUUGCGCAGGAGGCUGAGGAUGAAACACAGCAGUUGCGAGGCCGCAACCACCGCAGCCUUUGGCAAGCGACAGGCCUUGGAUCGAGAAGCCUUCCGGGAUUUCAUGAUCCAAAACGGCAUCUCUGGGCGUGAGGCUUAUCAGCAUUUCAUGAGGAUGACCAAACACAACGAAAGUGGAGGUCUGGCAGAGAUUCACACUGCACAUGUUUCAGGACAUGAAGAUGCUCCUCAGGAGGUGACGCGUUUCGCUUUCCUGAAGACUUUGUUGCAUGCUGAAGGACAUGGCAGGACUUGGAGUACAUGGGACUUCGGCGGAGAACGUAAGGCCUCGAAGUGGCGGAGCUCUUCAGAGCUGAGCUGGUGGAACUCUUGUUCGACCGCGGCGGCCGAGCGGGCUUGGCCAGCGACCAGCGUGGGCGACGUACCGCUUCCAUUCUGUCGCAAGAGCUGCUGGCUUCUCUUUCUGAAGGUGUCGAUAGAGCUUGGGAGGAUGCAGACAGCCCCCCGGUGGCGCGGCGUCGACGCCACUCCUCGAAGUCGCGCCACGCCGCGCCCGAGGGAGGCCGAAGCCACGCGCGGCAGAGCAUUCUGCUGGACUUCGCGGAUUCCGAGACGGGCCACCGAAGAUUUUCCGCUGCACCAGCUUCAUCUUCACAGCACCGUCGCUUCUCUGCAGCCCCCGAGAAGGCCGACGCUUCUCAUCGGCGCUUUUCAGCCGCUGCUCCUGGAUCCAAGGGCAAGCCUGAGAUGGCCAAGGCUACCACUGCGUUGAAACAGGACUUGUCCAGCAUGCUGACCGCUGAGGCUCAACAGGCUCAGAAGGUGCCGGAAGGUGCCAGUUCCAAGCACUUCAACGCCACGGCCCUGGCCUCCCACAACGCCACCGCCGACGCGGCUCAGCGCGCCCGGCGUGCGAGCUUCGGUGGCACAGCGGCGAUGCUCCACGCAGGGGCGCAGGGGGCGGCUGCCAUACGGAG
Cladocopium goreaui is the source of this 2491-nucleotide messenger RNA. The record is from the annotation of a GenBank genome assembly. NCBI's taxonomy places the organism in Eukaryota, Dinophyceae, Suessiales, Symbiodiniaceae.